AAAACGUAGCCGUAUCGAUGGACCUCAGACUUGAUAAAUUGUGGAUUAUUGAGGAAGUCAGUAUUCAGAAGAAUGGAUUUUGACUGUAACAGAGACCAUAAUGUUUUUGAUGAUACCUGAAAAUGCAUCUUAAACGAUUUUAUAACUUGAAAUCAUGCAUUUUGUUUUUUGUGGUCUUUUCCACUGUUUCGUGGAUUGUACUGGAACUUUACUUGCUGUCUAUAGUUCGAAAAAAUGAGAAAGGUGAUAUAUUUAAUCCAAACCUGUUUACUUCGAAACUUCCUCAACAUACAGGUCUUGGAAAGCUGGUGACCGUCGAAUCUGCUUUUGAAAAGUUAAAAAAGAUACACCAACAAAAGUUGAAACAGGCUGGCAUGAAAAUGCCUGUUUUUGAAAAGUUUAAUGAUUUUAGAAAUGGAACAGGCAAUAAGGUCUUGAAGGAUAGUUCUAUUUUGAAGAAGCUGAAACUAAUCCAUCAUCAAAAAAUGAACAAAGCUGGCUUCGUUAUUGAAGCCCAAGGCAACCUUCAGAAAUCCGUCACAGUUACUGAUCUACUGUUAGCGCUUCCACAGACUCUGGAGAUCAACUAUAACGUCCAUGUAUUUUAUUAUCCAUGGUAUGGCAACCCAGAAAAUGAUGGUCGGUACUUCCAUUGGAAUCACCAUUAUAUUCCACACUGGAAUAAGAUGGAGAGUAUUAAGUGGCCUUUGGGACUGCACAAGCCACCUGAAGAUAUUGGAGCGAACUAUUACCCUCUGCUUGGACUGUAUAGUUCUGGUGAUCCCAAGGUGGUUAAAGCUCAUAUGGCCCAGAUCCAGAGCACCGGAGCUGGUGUUGUUGUGGUUUCAUGGUAUCCGAGGAGUACAGCAGAUAAGGAGGGAAAGGAACCAGACAUGUUGAUGCCACUUAUUUUAGAUUCUGCUCAAGAUUAUAAUCUGAAGGUUGCUUUUCACAUCGAACCAUACAAGAACAGAAACCACAUUACAUUGAAGCAGGACUUGAAAUACAUCAUGGACAGUUAUGGAGAGCACCCGGCCUUUUACCGCAUGAUUCACAGAGGAAAAUAUCUUCCAGUUUAUUACAUUUAUGACUCUUAUCUUGUGUCCUCCUCCAACUGGUCCAAGAUUUUAAAACCUGGUGGUGGUGGUGAUAGUGUGAGAAACACAGACUUGGAUGGGAUCUUCAUUGGCCUGCUUGUUGAGCUGAAGCACAAAAGAGAUCUUACUAAUGCUGGCUUUGAUGGGUUCUACACAUACUUUGCAAACAAUGGCUUUACCUAUGGCAGUUCUUGGAAACAUUGGCACGACAUUGCACAUUUUGCUCGGACAAACAGACUUCUGUUUAUUCCCAGUGUUGGACCGGGAUAUCUGGACACCCGGAUACGACCAUGGAACAGAGAAAAUACCAAGCCGAGGGAUCAUGGUAUUUAUUACGAAGCAUCCUUCAAGUCUGCAAUGGAUGUGCAUCCACUAGUGAUAACUGUGACAUCAUUCAACGAAUGGCAUGAAGGAACACAGAUAGAACCGGCUAUUGCUAAGCGAACAGCUAAUUAUGUGUAUGACGAUUACCAACCAGAAGGUCCCUUGUUCUAUUUAAACCUGACUAGAAAAUGGGUUGACAGAUUUGCUCAUAUACAAGGAGUAUGACAUGAGUUUACUGUAUAAAAUGAAUGAUAUAAGUUGAAGAGUGAUUGGAAUAAUAUAUUUAAUGAACAAAUUUUGUAAAUCACAUCAACCAAAAGCAAUACAAUUCUCUAGAGCAG
This is a messenger RNA of Gigantopelta aegis, 1762 nucleotides long. Its product is annotated as glycoprotein endo-alpha-1,2-mannosidase-like. NCBI's taxonomy places the organism in Eukaryota, Metazoa, Mollusca, Gastropoda, Neomphalida, Peltospiridae. The transcript has 4 exons. The record is from RefSeq and is a predicted model, not a curated record. Gene Ontology annotation, molecular function: alpha-mannosidase activity. The coding region runs from base 123 to 1646 and encodes 507 amino acids. Gene Ontology annotation, cellular component: Golgi apparatus.